AUGUUUUGUUUGCUGAUUUCAAGGGUGUUUUGCGAGGUAUUCUUGUUCAAGGACUAUGAGCCACUGGUGGUGAAUUUCAGACUGGCAGCUGAGAACAUCUCAACAGGCGCAUUCCGCCUCUACCCAAACAAUCAGGCGAAGUUCAAGGUGGACAUCGUCACUGAUAACCACGAGAAGAAGUUCUUUGGAGAGGACAUCGAGGAUGCAAACGAGAAGCACUUCAGCUUCAGCAACAAGGCCAUCGAGGACGUGGCCGUGAAGAUCACGCCGUAUCACGGGUCAAUGGACUCAGAUCCAGCCAAAAACAGAAUUUACAUGAAAUUCGAGUCAAAGUUGAACACAUUUGACGCGACUGUCUCUUUGAAGAAGCAGAUUGAACCAGCUGUUUAUGCAUUGAAUAGGCUGGUGCAAAAAUUACAGGACGUGAUUGAAACAACAAAGAACGCAUCACGAAAGACGUCUCAGCUCGAGAAGGAGCACAAGAGGAUGUUUGUGGUGGUCGUAUUUCUCUCAUUUGUGAGUCUGGUUGGAUACACGGUAUUCAACAUCGUGCAGAUAUCACUGAUGAGGAAGUAUUUGCACGAUAAGAAAUACUUGUAA
Molecule: messenger RNA, 600 nt
Organism: Enterospora canceri
Lineage: Eukaryota; Fungi; Microsporidia; Enterocytozoonidae
Source: the annotation of a GenBank genome assembly